Messenger RNA from Cricetulus griseus (Chinese hamster), 2307 nucleotides. The record is from RefSeq and is a predicted model, not a curated record. NCBI's taxonomy places the organism in Eukaryota, Metazoa, Chordata, Mammalia, Rodentia, Cricetidae.
UGUUGACAGAGGAAAAGGGAAGUUAGUGGUGUGUACUGUUCUGGCCGGCGUGGUGCGGUGAUGCAGGUUCCGCAGCUGCUUGUGCUUUUCGGCAGCCAGACUGGCACAGCCCAGGAUGAAGCGGAGAGGCUGGGUCGCGAGGCCCGGCGCCGGCGGCUAGGUUGCCGCGUGCAGGCGCUGGACUCUUAUGCGGUGGCGAAUCUCAUUAGGGAGCCCCUGGUGGUAUUUGUUUGUGCGACCACAGGCCAAGGAGACCCUCCUGACAACAUGAAGAACUUCUGGAGGUUCAUAUUCCGGAAGAGCCUGCUGUCUACCUCCCUCUGUCAAAUGGAUUUUGCUGUCCUAGGCCUUGGGGACUCCUCAUAUGCCAAGUUCAACUUCGUGGCCAAGAAACUACAUCGUAGGCUGCUGCAGCUAGGAGGCAGUGCCCUUCUGCCCCCAUGUCUAGGUGAUGACCAGCAUGAGCUGGGUCCUGAUGCUGCCAUUGACCCCUGGCUGGGGGACCUUUGGAAGAAAAUACUGGGACUGUACCCAGUGCCCCUUGACUUUCCUGAGAUCCCUCAUGGAGUCCCCUUGCCCUCCAAGUUCAUAUUCCAGUUUCUUGAGGAAGUCCCCAGCGUGGGAGCUGAGGAGCUAACCAUAGCCAGCUCAGCUCCUCAGAGACCCCCAUCAGAGUUACAGCCCUUCCUGGCACCUGUGGUCACCAACCAGAGGGUCACUGGCCCCCAACAUUUCCAGGAUGUUCGGCUGAUUGAGUUUGACAUUACAGAUUCAAGUAUCAGUUUUGCUGCUGGUGAUGUCGUAUUAAUUAUGCCCUCUAACUCGGAGACCCACAUCCAGCAGUUCUGCCAAUUGCUGUGCCUGGACCCCAAUCAGUUUUUCGUGCUUAAGGCACGGGAGCCAGGUGUCCCUUACCCACCAGGACUGCCUCAGCCCUGCACUGUGUGGCAUCUUGUGUCACAGUACUUGGACAUUGCCAGCGUGCCCCGCCGUUCCUUCUUUGAGCUCUUGGCUUGUCUUUCCCAACAUGGGCUAGAGCGGGAGAAGCUGCUGGAAUUCAGCUCUGCCAGAGGUCAGGAAGAGCUCUGGGAGUACUGUAAUCGGCCCCGCAGGACCAUCUUGGAGGUGCUAUGUGACUUCCCACACACGGCGGCUGCCAUCCCUCCAGACUACCUUUUGGACCUUAUCCCUCGGAUCCGUCCACGGGCCUUCUCCAUCGCCUCCUCCCUGCUGGCUCAUCCCAGGAGGCUACAGAUCCUUGUGGCUGUGGUACAGUACCAGACUCGUCUCAAGGAGCCCCGUCGUGGCCUCUGCUCCUCCUGGCUAGCAUCCUUGAAUCCUGAGCAAGGACUUGUCCGGGUGCCUCUAUGGGUGCGACCUGGGAGCCUAGUGUUCCCAGAGACACCAAAUACCCCCAUUAUUAUGGUGGGGCCUGGAACUGGUGUGGCCCCCUUUCGAGCAGCCAUUCAAGAGCGAGUGGCCCAUGGCCAAACUGGAAACUUCUUGUUCUUUGGCUGCCGCCAGCGGGAUCAGGACUUCUACUGGCAGACUGAGUGGCAGGAACUAGAGAAGAAGGGCUGCCUGACCCUGGUUACAGCCUUCUCUCGGGAGCAGGAGCAGAAGGUAUACGUGCAGCACCGGCUCCGAGAACUAGGGCCACUUGUCUGGGAGCUGCUGGAUCGCCGCGGUGCCUACUUCUAUCUAGCGGGCAAUGCAAAGUAUAUGCCUACGGACGUUGCGGAAGCCUUGACAUCCAUUUUUCAAGAAAUAGGACAACUCUCCAACCCAGAUGCAGCUGUCUACCUUGCCAGACUCCAGCAGACACUGCGCUUCCAGACUGAGACCUGGGCCUGAGGAGCUACUUGCUAGCUCACUCCCACAUAACAGCUGCACUGGAAGACCUACUGAAAUCACCUCCUGUCCUUCUCUGAUCCCAGAACACUGGUUAGACCCAUGGUGUAGCUUCUUGGCUCCAGCUGAUUAGGAGAGCACUCCCUGAAUACUUAGUGGGAUCCAGUAUCCCACCCACACUUAAUCCCAACCCCUGUGCAACCUACAUCCUGGUUUCCUCUUCAGUCUCCUUCAUUGUGUCCACAGGUAUACAUUAUGGUCCAUACCACCGGGGGCCUGCUAAGACCUCCAAAAGGCAUGGAGUCUGUGAGGGCUACACUGCUACUCUGCCCUGGUGCUAUUUCCAUUCACCCCACAACACCUCAAGGCCUAAGUCUCCUGAGCAUUGAAAAUGAGCAAGUCAGUCUGUCUCCGGGUCCUUAACAUCUUCAGUAAACUGCCUGGGUGGCUACUCAC